Messenger RNA from Aureobasidium subglaciale EXF-2481, 1032 nucleotides. RefSeq lists its product as uncharacterized. Gene Ontology annotation, biological process: protein lipoylation. Gene Ontology annotation, molecular function: lipoyl(octanoyl) transferase activity. Lineage: Eukaryota; Fungi; Ascomycota; Dothideomycetes; Dothideales; Saccotheciaceae. The record is from RefSeq and is a predicted model, not a curated record. The transcript has a single exon. Bases 198 to 887 code for a protein of 229 amino acids. Gene Ontology annotation, cellular component: mitochondrion.
CACUCUGGUCUUGUGCCAUGAUGUCAGUAUAAUCAAGUUGCAAGUAAACAUCAAGGUUGAAGCUUCGUCUCAAAAAAGCUCUCCACCUUUCCAGCCUCAGCCACUUCUUCUCAGCCACGAGUCAAGCAGCCACUCAUGAAGCCUUCGCCAUCGAUUGUCAUCUUCCACAUCAGUCACCGACAGCCCGUUCAACACAAAUGUCUCUACGCCAUCUGGUACUCAAAGGCAUUGUGCCAUAUUCCAAAGCCGCCAAGCUUCAGCAGGAACUGGUGACAAAGUUUCUGGCUCACAAAGCCUCCCCUGCAACAACGCCUGCUCCAAUCCCGACCAUCAUUACAACUCAAUUCUCUCCUGUCUACACAUGUGGCCGUCGCGAGGUCGGUACCGUCUCCCAGGAACAACAAGACUUUCUGAAGGACAAUGGUAGGGCUGAGUUCCAUGAAGCUCUCCGUGGCGGCCAAACUACUUUCCACGGUCCUGGCCAGCUGGUCGCAUAUCCUAUCAUUGAUCUGAAGAAACACAACAUAUCGCCAAGAAACUACGUGUGCCUUUUGGAGAAGACUCUGAUCAAGAUAUGCGCACAAUACGCUAUCAAAGCCAUGACUACAGAACACCCCGGAGUUUGGACCACCCCAGACGACAAGAUAUCCGCUUUGGGUGUCCACUUGAGAAGGAACAUCACCAGUCAUGGCGUCGGCCUGAACAUCAAUACCGAUCUUUCAUGGUUCAAUCGCAUUGUUGCUUGCGGCCUUGAGGGCAAGCGAACCACAAGUUUUGAGAAUGAAGGCGUUCAUGGUCAGAUCGUCGAACAUGUCGCCAAUGCUUUUGUUCGACAACUCGCUAGUUCGCUCGACAUCAAAGACAUUCAAGUUGAGACGAUCACUUGAGCAGCUCAUGAGCCGUCUAUCAACGCUCGUCCCCACGGGGUAUGAAGCAACGUGCCUGGUUAUGCUUCGGGCCGGCUGAAGCAUACUAGCUAUAACAAACUCAUCUGAACUCAAUUGAAGCUGUCUUCUUCUGGGGGAGCUUGUC